Molecule: messenger RNA, 4248 nt
Organism: Oryctolagus cuniculus (rabbit)
Lineage: Eukaryota; Metazoa; Chordata; Mammalia; Lagomorpha; Leporidae
Gene: TRPV2
Product: transient receptor potential cation channel subfamily V member 2
Biological process (GO): calcium ion import across plasma membrane
Cellular component (GO): plasma membrane
Molecular function (GO): protein binding; calcium channel activity
Source: RefSeq, a predicted model, not a curated record
GCGGUGCGCCGGCCGCAGCAGCCGUUGGGGGGUGAACCAACGGCAAAGGAAGACCUUUCUCUCUCUCACUCUCUCACUGUCCACUCUGCCUGUCAAAAGAAAAAAAAAGAUGAAUCAGACGAUUAACGUACGUACAUGGUAUCGUGGGGACCCCCAGCCUAGUCCAGUGUAUAGGAAAGUCUACCCAGAGGAAAUGUUUAAACUGACAGGCAACAGAUGAGUAGGAGUUGGCUAGAUCUGUGUGUGUGUGUGUGUGUGUGCAGCUUUUACAACAAAAGAGGCAUGCAUGCUGGGGAGACUGAAAUGUGUUCAGCGUGUCUACAGCAGGACUGGCCAAUAGUAUUCUGUAUGUUGAUGGGAAAGUUCUAUAUCUGUGCUGUCCUUUGAGCGUUUAAACGGGGCUUGAGGGGCAGUAGAAUUGCACGUUUAAUUUCGUGUUAUGAUUGAUUUAAACUGUAAUAAUAGCCACCAUGGCUGCUGAGCUGUGCAAGACAGUUGCAAUGAAAGAUGCAGGUGGGGCCAUGCAGAAAGACAUCUGGGCUGCACCUUGGGUCAUGUGAAAGAAUUUGCAUUUUAUUCCCACUGCUGUGGAAGGCCACGGCUGGGCGGAAGUGGGUUUAAGCUGAGGAGUGGGGAAAUCUGGUUUUCCUAUUUAGCAGCUUGCUUCAGUUACUGUAAGGAGAAUGGAUUGUGAGGCUGAGGGCGAGGCAAGAGUGAAGCUGGAACACUGGUUUGGAGGAGCCUGCAGUGGCUCGGGGAGAGUAGAUAGUGGCUUGGACCAGGCAGAAAGACAAAUUCUGGAUCUGGAGCCGGGACAGGGGCUAGGGGGUGGGUGAGGGACAGGGAGGCAUCCUAGGGCUCCUUGGUUUCUGUGUCCCCAAACUCCAAAGUUGAGCCCAGACCAGCGUUGAGGCAGGGAUUCUCAGCUAUGCUAGUACACACUGGCCUCCCUGUCGCCACCUGCUGGCUGGUGCUGGAAUUGCCUUUAACAAGGGCAACUCUGAAGCCAUCAGGGUGCCCAGGGUCAGGAGACUGGGGGAAAGGUCUGGGUGGGGGUUUGGGUGGUAUGGAGGGGGAUGUUUCCCAGGGAUGUCUGAUGGGCAUAACCUCUCCUGUCCCUGAGGGCCUCUGGCAUCAGCUCUCGCUCUCACUCUCGCUCUCGCUCUCUCUCUUCCCAUGGGUCAGCCAGGACUCAGUUACAGCCUCAGGGCUGCUGGAAGAUAUAUGGUGGGGAGGGGAGAGAAUCCCUCACCCCAUGCCAGCUCCCACUAGAGACAAGGUCCCAGCAUCUAGGGGCUGCCUCUGAUGCCCCCCGCCAAUCCCCACCUGGGCUUCAGGGUUAGGGCGGGGAGGGGGGAAUGGAGUGGGAGGAUUGCGGGGGCGGGGCGUGUCUCCCGCGGAGCAGGGUGUGGCCAGUGUCCAGAUGGUCAGUCUCUGGUGGCCAGCCUGCCCUGACCCCCACUCCCCACCGCGCUGCUGGCCGGGUGGGCUGCAGGCGGGGAACACCAAGGCGCCACAAUCUGCUAGCUCCGAGCAGGGCGGGGAGGUGCUUGCGGCUCCUCCACUGUCAGCGCCCGCCGCCCCUCCCGGCCUCACUUCCUCCCGCAGUCCCCGUUGCCGGAGAGGCUCCCGGAGCCCCGUGAUCCGCGCAGGGCCCGGCCGUCUGCCUCACCCUGGACUCAGCCUGGGCGUAAAUCGGUGGGCAAUCCCCGGGACGUCCUAAGGGGCUCGGGCCCCACGCCUGACUGGCCCCAGCCACCAGGCCCACCCGGACCUAGGAGCUGGGAGGAAGGAGGGACCCCUGACGGCUUCAUCUGCACAAGAGCGACCUCCUUGCCUUAGGAUGACCUCACCCUCCAGCCCUCCAGCUUUCCGGCUGGAGACGUCAGAUGGAGGCCAAGAUGGCGCUGAGGUGGACAAGGCGCAGCUGGGCUAUGGGGCGGGGCCGCCUCCCAUGGAGUCACGGUUCCAGGACGAGGACCGCAACUUCCCUCCUCAGAUCAAAGUGAACCUCAACUACAGAAAGGGUGCGGGUGCCAGCCAGCCGGACCUGAAUCGCUUUGACCGUGACCGGCUCUUCAACGUGGUUGCCCGGGGCAACCCCGAGGAUCUGGCCGGGCUACUAGAGUAUCUACGCCGGACCAGCAAGUACCUCACCGACUCAGAGUACACAGAGGGCUCCACGGGGAAGACGUGUCUGAUGAAGGCAGUGCUGAAUCUUCAGGAUGGGGUCAACGCCUGCAUCCAGCCGCUGCUGGAGAUUGACAGGGACUCUGGCAAUCCCCAGCCCCUGGUGAACGCCCAGUGCACGGAUGAGUACUACCGAGGCCACAGCGCCCUGCACAUUGCCAUCGAGAAGAGGAGCCUGCAGUGCGUGAAACUCCUGGUGGAGAAUGGAGCCAAUGUGCACGCCAAGGCCUGUGGGCACUUCUUCCAGAAGAACCAAGACACCUGCUUCUAUUUUGGCGAGCUGCCCCUUUCUCUGGCCGCAUGCACCAAGCAGUGGGACGUGGUGAACUACCUCCUGGAGAACCCGCACCAGCCCGCCAGCCUGCAGGCCCAGGACUCCCUGGGCAACACAGUGCUGCACGCCCUGGUGAUGAUCGCCGACGACUCGGCCGAGAACAGCGCCCUGGUGGUCCGCAUGUAUGACGGGCUGCUGCAGGCAGGGGCCCGCCUCUGCCCCAACGUGCAGCUGGAGGGCAUCCCCAACCUUGAGGGCCUCACACCCCUGAAGCUGGCUGCCAAGGAGGGAAAAAUCGAGAUUUUCAAGCACAUCUUGCAGCGGGAGUUCUCGGCCCCGUGCCAGUCCCUUUCUCGAAAGUUCACUGAGUGGUGCUACGGGCCCGUCCGGGUGUCACUGUACGACUUGGCCUCUGUGGACAGCUGGGAGGAGAACUCCGUGCUGGAGAUCAUCGCCUUUCAUUCCAGGAGCCCGCACCGCCACCGCAUGGUGGUUUUGGAGCCUCUCAACAAGCUGCUGCAGGCGAAAUGGGAUCGGCUCAUCCCCAGGUUCUGCUUCAACUUCCUGUGUUACCUGGUCUACAUGCUCAUCUUCACCGCCGUGGCCUACCACCAGCCAGCCCUGGAGAAGCAGGGCUUCCCACCCCUGAAAGCCACAGCCGGGAACUCCAUGCUGCUUCUGGGCCACAUUCUGAUCCUGCUCGGGGGCGUCUACCUCCUCCUAGGACAGCUCUGGUACUUCUGGCGCCGCCGCCUGUUCAUCUGGAUCUCCUUCAUGGACAGCUACUUUGAAAUCCUCUUCCUGCUCCAAGCCCUGCUCACGGUGCUGUCCCAAGUGCUGUGCUUCCUGGCCAUCGAGUGGUACCUGCCCCUGCUGGUGUCCUCGCUGGUGCUGGGCUGGCUGAACCUGCUGUACUACACACGUGGCUUUCAGCACACCGGCAUCUACAGCGUCAUGAUCCAGAAGGUCAUCCUGCGGGACCUGCUCCGCUUCCUUCUGGUCUACUUAGUCUUCCUUUUCGGCUUUGCUGUAGCCCUGGUGAGCCUGAGCCGGGAGGCCCAGAACUCUAGGACCCCCGCAGGCCCCAACGCCACAGAGGUGGGCCAGCCUGGCGCGGGGCAGGAGGACGAGGCACCCCCUUACCGCAGCAUCCUGGACGCCUCCUUGGAGCUGUUCAAGUUCACCAUCGGCAUGGGCGAGCUGGCCUUCCAGGAGCAGCUGCGCUUCCGCGGGGUGGUGCUGCUGCUGCUGCUGGCCUACGUGCUGCUCACCUACGUGCUGCUGCUCAACAUGCUCAUUGCCCUCAUGAGCGAGACCGUCAACAGCGUCGCCACUGACAGCUGGAGCAUCUGGAAGCUGCAGAAAGCUAUCUCUGUCCUGGAGAUGGAGAAUGGCUACUGGUGGUGCAGGAGGAAGAAGCAGCGGGCAGGCGUGAUGCUGACAGUGGGCACCAGGCCGGACGGCAGCCCUGAUGAGCGCUGGUGCUUUAGGGUGGGAGAAAUGAACUGGGCUACGUGGGAGCAGACGCUGCCGAGGACCCUGUGUGAGGAGCCAUCCGGGGCAGCAGCGCCUGGCGUGAUGAAGAACCCCACUCCAGCCUCGCAGCGCGGGGAGGACAGUGCCUCGGAGGAAGACCAUCUGCCCCUUCAGCUGCUCCAGUCCCGCUGAUGGCCGAAGCCAGCCGGAGGUCGACAGGACCCAGAGGGAAUCUCUCCCGCCGCACCUUCUGAUCCUGGAGCCCCAGUGAACCUGGGCUGCAAAUAUAAACUUUUUUUUUUCCACAA